Molecule: messenger RNA, 4514 nt
Organism: Syngnathus typhle (broad-nosed pipefish)
Lineage: Eukaryota; Metazoa; Chordata; Actinopteri; Syngnathiformes; Syngnathidae
Product: cyclin-dependent kinase 17-like
Exons: 16
Coding region: 602-2122 (506 amino acids)
Biological process (GO): protein phosphorylation; exocytosis; neuron projection development
Cellular component (GO): cytoplasm; nucleus; synaptic vesicle
Molecular function (GO): ATP binding; protein kinase activity
Source: RefSeq, a predicted model, not a curated record
CAGCGAAAGCUCUGAUAGAACGCCAGAGGCAAGGAGGAAGACAUCGAGCGAGGGGAGUGGAAAGAGGGAGAGGCUGACUCCAAUGCUGCGAUGAAUAGAGGAGGACGAGGAAGAGAAACAUGACGGAGAAGAGCGGGACCUCAGCAUGGUGCAAAUGAUAACGCCGCAUGGGUGUGAAGAGAAGAGCCGGUUAAGAAAAGUCUCUCUUUAUGAUGACGUGGCAGUUUGGAGGGAAAAGCACCUGUCAUGUUUGUUCCGCUGAUGUUUUUUCGGACUGUCUCUGCAGCAUUCCGCAUGCUUGUACUGUUUGACCUUCCUUAGUCAGCAGACAGAGUGUGACUGCGGGGAAAAGGAGGGAAGCAUGAAAGGGAGUGUCUACAGUGCAACUAGUUAAGUAGAGUAAGAGCUGAGGGAGUUGUUGCAUCGCGGAAGGACCACUUACUUUGUCACUUUGACCCCCCCCCCCAUCUCCACCCUACCUUUCGGAAACCUUCUUCACUGCUUACCUCACCUGUAAGUACCAAGGAAUUUGGGAUUUUGCACAACUGAUCUAGACUGAAGUUGGGUGGGACUUUCAUUUGGGAUUUUUGAAAACAAAGCAAUGGAUGUGCCAGGCAACCCCAAAGGGUGUCCUGCAAGUGGCCCUCAGGUGGGAGACCCUCGGAUGGUUGAGGUUAGAAUGGGAGAGAGAGAGCCACCACUGAGGAUGUCACCCUUCCGUAUGCUCCGGGUGCUUGACUCAUGCCGUCCUCCGGGAAACCGCAUUGGUAUCGUCCAUGAGAAUGUGAAGAUGGGCUCAGAUGGAGAGAGUGACCAGGCUUCUGGAACAUCAUCCGAUGAAGUCCAGAGUCCCGUAAGAGUCCGUAUGAGGAACAACAACCAUCGACGCAUCUCUAAUGAGGACAUAAACAAACGUCUGUCUCUCCCAGCUGAUAUCAGGCUACCGGAGGGCUACUUGGAGAAGUUUGCGAUGAACAGCCCGCCUUUUGACAAGCCCAUGAGCCGCAGGCUACGACGCGCUUCAUUGUCUGAAAUUGGCUUCGGGAAACUCGAGACCUACAUCAAACUUGACAAAUUGGGAGAGGGAACAUAUGCUACCGUUUUUAAGGGACGAAGCAAGUUAACCAACAACUUAGUGGCUCUGAAAGAGAUCCGACUGGAGCACGAAGAGGGUGCACCUUGCACAGCCAUCAGAGAAGUGUCUCUCCUGAAAGACUUGAAGCACGCCAAUAUUGUCACUCUCCAUGACAUUAUCCACACUGACAAGUGCCUGACACUCGUGUUUGAGUAUCUGGAAAAAGAUCUGAAGCAGUACAUGGACGACUGUGGGAGCAUAAUGAGUGUACAUAACGUCAAGAUCUUCUUAUUCCAGCUGCUGCGAGGCCUGGCCUACUGCCAUCGAAGGAAGGUUCUCCACAGGGACCUUAAACCCCAGAACCUGCUCAUUAAUGAGAAAGGAGAACUGAAACUCGCGGACUUUGGUUUGGCCCGGGCCAAGUCUGUCCCUACAAAGACCUACUCAAAUGAGGUAGUGACAUUGUGGUACCGACCUCCAGAUGUGCUUCUAGGCUCCACUGAGUACUCUACGCCCAUAGACAUGUGGGGUGUGGGCUGCAUCUUUUACGAAAUGAUCACAGGCAGGCCUCUCUUCCCCGGAUCCACCGUGGAGGAUGAACUUCACCUCAUAUUCCGCAUCCUCGGCACCCCCACAGAAGAGACCUGGCCUGGCAUCAGCACCAGUGAAGAGUUUAAGACGUAUAAUUUUCCGAAAUACAACGCGGAGCCGCUUGUUAACCACGCUCCCAGGAUAGACAACGACGGUCAUGACUUGCUCUCAGUGCUUCUGCAGUUUGAGGCCAAAAAGCGCGUGUCGGCCGAGGAUGCUCUCAGACACGCCUAUUUCCGAACAUUCGGCGAGCAGGUUCAAACCCUGGCUGACACUGCAUCCAUCUUCUCCAUAAAAGGCAUUCAGCUCCAGAAAGACCCAGGGAAGAGAUCUUCAGUCUACCCGGAGUCAACGAUGGCCCAUAAGCUAGGCUCCGCGCCCUCGCAGUACUUCCAGAGAGAAGCAGCCAAUGCCAGGCCUCAGAGUCACAAUCUCUCCUCCACUUCCACUGGCUGAGGGGCCGCUACCAUUCUGCUCAGGGGAAGGGCAGACGGCAGAGUGUGUUGUUCUAAUGGUGUCGGAUGGUCCCAGAAGUGAGGAGGUUCACGACCGGAGGAGCAGGUCAUUCAGACACAUACAUUGGGCAACCACACCUCGUGCACUGAAGGAGCGACACUUUCACUCGAAGAAGAAAAAGAUUCACAUAGCAACAAGAACAGAUCCGGGACUGAAUAACGCGACAGACAUCCAGAUGCUCUCCCCUGAAGACAGAAAAAUGACUUUUCAAAAAAAUGUGUGCGAUCACAAAAGAGGAAAGUUGGAGUGGUGUUCAUGAUUCUCCUUGCUGCUAUUACCACCGCUCUCCAGAUGAGGGCAGUGUUGAUGCGGGCCGGAACAGAACUUGAACUGUGGAAAAGGCGCAGGAGUGACAGUGGCUCGAAUCAAAAUUGAACUUCCUUAACUCUUUAGUCUCUUCCCACUCUUCUGGACUGUUGCUGUACAUAAAUGGACUGAGCUGUCCUCUCUUCUCAUGAAAUGCCUCAGCCUGUGCACCUCACCUUGGCCCUUUAUUCUAAGAUCUGAAACACACACACACACUAGCUUCAUUCUCUAGCUCCAUGCCUCUUGCUUUUACGCGCACACAAACACUAGCGCUUUUGUUUCACUCGAAAGUCGGACGUGUGCAUCAAUCGAGUUUACAGAGAUGAAUUUUAGCACCUUACUGUCCGCUAAAGGUCAGGGACACUGUCAGUACUGUACUUUACCUCAUCUGUCAGAGUCGGGUUAUAAGUACGCCUCAAAUCGUAGAGUGAUGAUGGCUCUAAAUGAUAAACCAAAAAAAAAAAAUGGAAUCAUUGAAAAUAUUAAUUCACUACAAUCUUGGACACUGUAAAGCUCCAGUCGACAAUUAUAAGGAGAAUGACUUGAAGAAAGUGUACAAGUCCUCACCUGCUUAUCCUUAGAUGCCCCCUUUGCCUUGACUCACAACUUAUUGUGUUGUGUUUGAUAUGACAGUGGUUGUUGUUGAACUGUUCUUUGCACCUAAUUUUACCUCUCUGGAUCACCAGUAGAUGAUUCAACCGCCCCAUUCCUCUCCAAGACCAGCUCCAUGUGCAGUGUCUAUUUUUACACUUGAUUUUAUUCCUAUUUGUACAUAAGAUCUUACUUUGUACUUCUCAGAAGCAAUGGUAUUUCCGACAAAUGGUAUUUCUCAGUCUUUGCUGUGCUCUCCCGCUGUAAUAGUUGGCGACUGGCUGGGAACGUGUUGCACAUUCCUCGAGCUCAGGACUUAAUUGCUUGUGUCGUUUUGUGGGUGCUACAAGGUGGCGGCUGAACUUCUGUGAAUCCCCGUUAGAGCAGAAUAUGUUGCCCAGAACCCCCCCCCGCAAGGCUUUAUUAUGAAGUAUCUUUCCGCAAUGACGCGCCAGUUCUUUGUGUUCCCCGUUUCUGUUAUAUAGACUCUAUGGACUACCUAGUGUAUAUUCGAAACCAUCUCGACGCAUGCUCGUGUACGCCACACGCCCGUGUUUUCAGUCGGUGUGUGAAAUUGCCGGAAAAGAAAUGUCACCGUACGAGUCCAGUGUCUGCAUGAAAUGUGAGAUCACAUUGAUCCCAACCAAAUUAGGAUUCAACAACAAUGUGAUCCGGCGCUUCGGGGACCAAAUGACAACUUGAGUGUGUCCGGUGCAGUCUUGUAGUUCGCGGGACUUGAAGCACUCUUGACACAAUGUUGUUUUGUUUAUCUUGCUGCCGAAAGCCUCCAAGCACACAACCGUUUUCACACACUGACUUAAGUGUCAACAUGUACUGUAUCGCUGAGAUGGCUUACGGCUAUUAUAUUGGGGCGUCGCGGUCACUUCUGGCGCUGACCUCGGAUCAAUUCGGACGGAGAUGCGAUCCCAGGUCUGCACCUGUCAGGGCUAGUCGUCGAGCUAGCGUGUGUGGCAGUAUGUAGCAUGUACAUAGUUGAUAGCUCACUUUGUAUAUAGAAGAGAAGUGUCUAGGUUUGAUACAGCUACUCACAGUCUGCCCCUUUUUGUGUUUCUUGAAUAAAAGUCAUAGCAAUAUUUCUGUAAUCAAUAAAAAAGCCAAGGUAGGGUGUAAUAGCGUGACAAUGAUGAUUUAGUGGGUGACUGUGAAUGAUAAAACUGUGAGAGUUGACAAAGAAAGCGACAAGGAGGUUUAUGUUUUUGCUGUUUAACAUAGAAAGGUGUUUAAAAAAAGAAAGAAAAAAAAGGAUGGCAUUUGGAAAAGGGUCGCUAAAUACACCAAGAUUAUUUUGGGGUGUUUUUCCAGUGAAAGCCAUAAUGGUGGUAAUAAAGUGAUGAAGGUUGUGCAGAGUGGUUGGUUCCUCAAGGAGAAAAAAAGAUGUGUACACCAAGUUAAAAAAUAAAAUUUAUGUUAUUAA